UACCCAUGCGACUUGGAGGCGCACCGGCUCCACAAACGAGAAACACCGCACCAUGGCCUCGCUCUGAGCCGCUACACACGACAGUGGUGUACGUAACGAACCGGCAAUCCGUCACCAUCGACGCCCUGAUCAUGGACCCACGGUCCAGAGGCUUUUUUCGGGGCCAUCGGAGUUGUCAGUAGUACUCCCAAAGUACUAUAUUGUUUGAUUUUGUGCACUGGCACUUUUGCACGCCCGGGGAUUUAAACCGAAGUGACAGCAGCAGCAGCGCUCACCCCGGCUGCCGGUUAGCUAACUAGCACGCUAAGUCAGUAGCCAAGAAAAGGGCACCACUUUGCUGUUGGAGUAAAGGACACGGAAACUACAACACAACUACUUUCAGUAACAGAAGGCUGAGCAGAGGCAGAUCCCCCGACUUCAAAUCGUACACCACAUUCACUACUGAUUCCCGAAAGGCUGGCAACACAACGCCACCCUAAUGCAGAACCAUAAAAGAGCGUGAAAUGAACAAACCACCACAGCCUAUAACGGGACCCACCUCUGUCCCAAACCCUUCCCCUUCCCCUGGAUUGACACAGGCUGCCUACGGUCCAGGACAGCCCCCUUCUCUUGUUUUUGCCACCCCUCCACCUCCACAAAUGAACUCUGCACCCCAGACAAGACAGUUUGCUGCAGGGCCCCGUACUUUACACCAACAGGGUGGAUACAGAGCAUUACAGACAUACUAUCCAAACCGGCCAGCCAUGGCCACCAGUGCUCCAAGAGUACAGACAAGUAGUGGCCCCAGACCUGUUGGACCUACCCAUGUCUACCCGCCCAGCUCCCAGAUGAUGAUGAUUUCCCAGCAGCAGCUGUCUUUCGCUGGAUCCCCUCAGGGCUACUUCAUCCCCCCUCCUGGACAGUACCGGGCCCCAUACAUGCCUCCAACUCAGCAGUAUCCUGUGACCAGCGGUACAGCUGGCUUCUAUCCGGGAACCAGCCCGGCUGAAUACACCACUUAUGCAGGAGCAUAUUAUCCGGCUCAGCCACAGUACUCUCCAUCUGUCCAGCCCACACCGGUCAUGAUCAACCCCACCCAGCAACAGCAACAAGCCCCGCCUCCUCAGCAACCACCGGCACAGGCACAAGGCCCACUAAAGAGGGAACGCAAACCGGUAAUAAGAAUACGAGACCCCAACCAGGGCGGGCGUGAUAUCACAGAGGAGAUAAUGUCAGGUGGAAGGUCCACCACCACACCGACUCCCCCACAGGCCUCCAUAGCAGAUUUAAGUCCUCCACAGACCAAUGGUGAAGUUGUACAGCCUGUCGCUACAGUGACGAGACAAGAUGAUAACAUGGAGCCUGCUGUUAGCGCUGAAACCCCUCCACCUCCUGCCACAGCAGAUACAGAGCCUGUGCUGGAGGCCAAACAGGAAAUGGACAGCCAGAUGUCGGUGUGUGCUGAACCAGAUGCACAAUCUGUAGCCCCCACAGCUGCUACUGAGGAUCCAUCCCCAUUGAUAAAGGACGAGCAGUCUCCCUCUUCCCUCCCUCCUGUAGUAGCAUCUACUACAACUACUACUCCUGCUGAGGCAGUAAAUAAAGACGUUACUAAAGUCAGUGACACAGUAGAUGCUCCUGUCAGCCCUUCGGCAUCAAUAGCAGCACAAGAGGCACCUGUCAAACUAGAGGAACCACAGGCUGCCCCAGCUCCACCUGAGAAGGCACCAGAAAAGGAAGAAAAGAUAACAACAGAGGAAGUGAAGAAAGUUGAAAAAGAGGAGCAGGUGGCUAGUUCCAAGUUGGAGCCUGUAGUUGAAGAUGCAGCGAUAGUUACCCCUGUUAAAGUGGCAAAAGAAGAAGCCGUGACAAAAGCGUCAACUGAAAUGUCUCAGCCUCCACCCUCUGUACAGGAACAUGCUGCUCCACAGACCCAGAGCGCUGCCCUCAUCUCUGCACCUGAAUCUGAACCCAAACCUGAACCCACACCUGAACCCAAACCUGAACCUGAACCUACUCCGGCUGAAACAGCAGAGCCUCUCCUCUCCAACGGUCUUCCUCAGAACGUUGAGGAACUGUCUGAGGAUGUUGCGCUUUCAGACACUACAUCCCUUGACAAGCCCGAUGCCUCUCAAUCUCAGGAAUCCACACCUGUAGCUAAAAUGGCAGCACCAACCCAGGAGGAGGAGGAGGAGGAGAAGAAGGUGGAAGAGAAGAAGGUGGAAGAGGAGGAGAAGGUGGAAGAGGAGGAGAAGGUGGAGGAGAAGGUGGAAGAGGAGAAGGAGAAAAUUGAGGAUGUCCCUCCUGCCCCUAUCAGCUGCCCUACAGAGGAAUCUACUAUGCAAGCUGCUACGUCUCUGCCAAAGAAGAGGAGGAACAUGAAGGAGCUCAACAAAAAGCCCAUGGGAGACCUCCUGGAUGCAUUCACAGAUGAGCAGGAGCCCAAGCCUGUUUCUGAACCUUUGCCCACUCCGGCCGACCCUGUCCCUGUUGCUCCAGCUGAACCUCCUGCUGAACCUCCUGCUGAGGUCGUAGAUGAGACUUGGGAAGAGAAAGAGGACAAACAGAAUGCAGUACCUGACAGGCCCAAAGCCACGCCGGAGACAACUGAGCAGAAAUACCAGUACAAAGAAGAACAAUGGAAGCCGAUAAACCCAGAAGAGAAGAAGCAGUAUGACAGGGAUUUCCUCCUGGGAUUCCAGUUCAGCAGCGCCAGUAUGAACAAACCUGAGGGUCUGCCCACCAUCAGUGAUGUGGUCCUGGACAAGGUGAACAAGACUCCUCUGCGACCUGCUGACCCAGCUCGACUAAUUAACGUUGGUCCUGAUUUUACUCCCUCAUAUUUGGGGAAUCUUGGGAGCAGAUCAGUGGGAGGACCACGAGGCCCACCUCCUGGGCCACGUCGCUCCCAGCAGGGUCAGCGUAAAGAACCUAGGAAAAUCAACAUCAGCAGCAUGUCCUUCAAUGAUGACGUGCAACUCAACAAGGCUGAGAAGGCCUGGAAGCCAUCAGUGAAGAAGUCCACUCGAAGCCGCUGUGCCGAGGAAACCGAAGAAGAUGACACUGAACAGGGCAAGACUCGGGAGCUGUUCAAGCGUCUGCGCAGUAUCCUCAACAAGUUGACUCCUCAGAAGUUUCAGGAGCUGAUGAAGCAGGUGACGGAUCUGGCGAUAGACACGGAGGAGAGGCUGAAGGGAGCCAUUGACCUCAUCUUUGAGAAGGCCAUCUCAGAGCCCAACUUCUCUGUGGCCUACGCCAAUAUGUGCCGCUGCCUUAUGGGAUUGAAAGUCCCCACUUCGGACAAGCCAGGAGUUUUUGCCAACUUCCGUAAACUGCUGCUUAACCGCUGUCAGAAAGAGUUUGAGAAGGACCAGGAUGAUGAUGAGAUCUUUGAGAAGAAGCAGAAAGAGUUGGAAGCUUCCAAAGAUGAUGAAGAGCGUGAGCGCUUGAGAGUGGCGCUGAAUGAUGCCAGAGACCAGGCCCGCCGGCGCUCACUGGGAAACAUUAAGUUCAUAGGCGAGCUCUUCAAGCUGAAGAUGCUGACUGAGGCCAUCAUGCACGACUGUGUAGUGAAACUACUAAAGAAUCACGACCAAGAGUCUCUGGAGUGUCUCUGCAGGCUGUUCUCCACUAUUGGAAAAGAUCUGGACUUUGAAAAGGCCAAGCCUCGUAUGGAUCAGUAUUUUACCCAGAUGGACAAGAUCAUCAAAGAGAAAAAGACUUCAUCCAGAAUCCGCUUCAUGCUGCAAGAUGUCGUGGACCUCAGAAAGUGCAACUGGGUGCCUCGCAGAGGAGAACAGGGUCCUAAAACAAUUGACCAAAUUCACAAGGAGGCAGAGAUGGAGGAGCACAGGGAGCACAUCAAAGUGCAGCAGCUCAUAUCCAAGGGAGGUGGCGGUGGAGGUGGUGGAGGAGGAGGUGGAGGAGGUGGAGGUGGUGGAGGCAGGAUGGGAGGGGGCAUGGGGGGCCGAGGGUCUCACACACCAGGAGGUGGCCGGAAUAACCAGCCUCAGGAUGAGGGAUGGAACACGGUGCCCAUCUCCAAGAACAGACCUAUCGACACCACCCGCCUUAGCAAGAUCACCAAGCCCGGUUCUCUGGACUUCAACAAUCAACUGUUGGCUCCAGGAGGCAAAAGCAUUGCAGGCAGCUGGGGCAAAGGCAGCAGUGGAGGAACUGGAGCUAAACCAGCCAGUGGAGAGCAAGAUUCUGGUCGUCCAGCUACCAGCACCAACCGAUUUUCUGCCCUGCAGUCUGGUUCUUCGUUGUCUACAUCCGACUCCGAUCGCAGAGUUCCUCAGAGGUCAAGCUCCAGUCGUGAGCGCGGUGGAGACAGGGGCGACCAGAAGGAUCGCUUUGACCGAUUUGAUCGCAAUGAGGGACGGGAAGGUCGUGACGACAGGAGCAGCAGUAACCAAAUCACAAAGAGAAGCUUCAGCAGAGAGUCGCAGGACCGCGGAGGGAGGGCUGGAGACAGCCGGACCCCGACUGAUCCCGUGCGUCGCGUCGCCAGCAUGACUGAUGACAGGGACAGAGGAAGUCGGGACAGGGGAAGCAGAGACCAAGGAAGCAGAGACCGAGGAAGUGGGGACAGGGGAAGCAGAGACCAAGGAAGCAGAGACCGAGGAAGUCGGGACAGGGGAAGCGGAGACCAAGGAAGCAGAGACCGAGGAAGUCGGGACAGGGUUCCAAGCAAAGAUCUCACAGCUAAGCGUGAGAGCGCCCCCACUCCUCCUCCUUCUCUCCCUAAACCUACUUUGACUGAGGAGGAGCUGGAGAAGAAGGCCAAUGCCAUCGUUGAAGAAUACCUCCACAUUAAUGACUUGAAGGAGGCGCUGCAGUGUGUGGCAGAGCUCAACAGUGCCUCGCUGCUGUACGUGUUUGUGCGGAACGGCGUGGAGUCAACGCUGGAGCGCAGCACAAUCGCUAGAGAGCGCAUGGGCCACUUGCUGCACCAACUUAUAAAGGCAGGGACAUUGCCCACACCGCAGUGCUACAAAGGGCUAGAAGAGAUCCUGGAGGCAGCCGAAGACAUGGCCAUAGAUAUACCUCACAUAUGGCUCUACCUGGCUGAACUCAUUACCCCCCUGCUCCAUGAGGGAGGCAUCCCUAUGGGACAGCUCUUCAGGGAGAUCUCAAAGCCUCUCCUCCCUCUGGGGAAGGCCGCUGUGCUGCUGGUUCAGAUCCUUAAGCUGCUCUGCGACGGAAUGACCCCUAAGAAGGUCGGGGCCAUGUGGACAGAGGACGGGCUGAGCUGGAGUGACUUCUUGCCCAAGGACGAGGACGUCAACAAGUUUGUCACUGAACAGAAGGUGGAUUUCACCACAGGAGAAAUGACGGAGUCAGUGGAAGAGGAUGAAAAGAAAACCCUGAGUGGAGAAGAGCUCAGUAAACAGCUGGACAGACUCCUCGAGGAAAAGGCCGACGACCAGCGCGUCGGAGACUGGGUAGAGGCCAACUUGGACGAGGCGCAGGCGACUUCCAACCAGUUCGUACGAGCAUUGAUGACCGCAGUGUGCCAGUCCGCCAUCAUAUGUGACAACCCGUACAGGGUGGAUCCAAGUCAGAUCAAGCUGAGAGCCAGUCUUCUGCAGAAAUACCUGUGUGACGAGCAGAAAGAGCUGCAGGCCCUUUGCGCCCUCCAGGCUCUGAUGGUGCACAUGGAGCAGCCUGCGAACCUGCUGCGGAUGUUCUUCGACGCCUUGUACGAUGAGGACGUCAUUAAAGAAGAGGCCUUCUAUAAGUGGGAAUCGAGCAAAGACCCUGCGGAGCAGACAGGCAAAGGUGUGGCCUUGAAAUCUGUCACCGCCUUCUUCACCUGGCUCCGCGAGGCAGAGGAGGAGGAGUCUGACAAGGAAUAAAAGAGUGAACUGAAUGCUGCCACGCCCCCCUUUGGCUAGGUGGUGGCUCUGCAGGCGGCUCUGAAGAGUUGUGGACAAUAUUGCCAGAGAGGCAGACUCAAAUCAAUCCUCAGUGAGGAUAAAUCUUUAUUAUUAUUUUUUUCCUUUCAUGGAGGGUGGACUUGGAAAACAAUCAUUUCUCUCUACCCUCCCCCUCUUGCUUCCUCAUUAUGUCCUCACCUGCUUGUCACAGCAAGUGUCCUAAUCAAAUAAACUUGAAAACUGAUUCAUCAGGAUUGGUUGUUAACAAGGUGUGAACUAUCCCACAUCACUACGAACCUCUUUAGGCACAAUAAUACAAACAGACAGGCUGCUUUUCUAUGGUUCUAGAUAAUACUGACGCCUAACAUCCUAUCUGAUCUGCGAGAGUAAACAGCAGGGCAUGUGUAGUGGGUUUCCCUGAUACAUGGGUAUCAUCUUGCCAUAAUGUGUGUUCAAUCCAAACACAGCUCUUCUAUCUCUUUGUCCCUUACUGGAGUGUGCAGCAUGACUGAAGUGUGUUUCUAUUAAUUAUACAGAAGACGAAAUGUACAUUGAACUAAUCUUGAUUUGAUGGAUGGAGUUUUUAAAGCGAAGGUUGUCUAUUUUCUCUUCCUGCUUCCUAGAACUUAUAAGAGGACAGAAUGAUGGAGGACUGAUGUUGACCUUUGACCUUUGACUACUAGGGGGUGGUCUUAAUGCUUCCUCUAAGCCAUCCUCACCCAUCCCCAGUAGUGAACCACACUGACUGACUCCUCAUCUUUACCUCUUCUGUACUUAAACCUGAGCUGUCGUAAAGGACCCUUAAUGACCCCAAUCACCGUUAAAACUUGAACUCGACAGAAAAUUGACUUGAUGAAAUAUAAAGUUAAAAGAAAAAAAAAAAAAAAUACCCACAGAAACGAUCCGAAAGCCUUUUCUACUCUAAGUGGAAAUACAUUUCAGGAGCGUUCUGUAAAUAUAUAAUAAUACAACUUUUUUUUUUUCCCAGUUUUAUUUUUCAGAAACAAUAAAUUGCUGAUAUAAUUGCAGUGUAUCUCUUUUCCAACAGCAGUUGUCCAGAUGCAGAGGUGCUUUAGAUAAUCCAUUGAUUAUUAGUUUUAUUGGAAUUUUGUAAAUAUUUUUUUGCUUUCUUUAUUUAAGAAAUUAUGCUUCUUUUGCAUCUGAAACUGGAAAGAUGAGGUAACGGAACAUUGCAAAUAAAGGACUUAUUAAGUUGCA
Hippoglossus stenolepis (Pacific halibut) is the source of this 7079-nucleotide messenger RNA. RefSeq names its product eukaryotic translation initiation factor 4 gamma, 1a (gene eif4g1a). Gene Ontology annotation, cellular component: eukaryotic translation initiation factor 4F complex. NCBI's taxonomy places the organism in Eukaryota, Metazoa, Chordata, Actinopteri, Pleuronectiformes, Pleuronectidae. Gene Ontology annotation, molecular function: mRNA binding; protein binding; translation initiation factor activity. The transcript has 32 exons. The coding region runs from base 504 to 5840 and encodes 1778 amino acids. The record is from RefSeq and is a predicted model, not a curated record.